Messenger RNA from Guillardia theta CCMP2712, 1041 nucleotides. Its product is annotated as geranylgeranyl pyrophosphate synthase. The transcript is spliced from 2 exons. Gene Ontology annotation, cellular component: transferase complex. Gene Ontology annotation, biological process: ubiquinone biosynthetic process; isoprenoid biosynthetic process. Lineage: Eukaryota; Cryptophyceae; Pyrenomonadales; Geminigeraceae. Bases 1 to 1041 code for a protein of 346 amino acids. The record is from RefSeq and is a predicted model, not a curated record. Gene Ontology annotation, molecular function: prenyltransferase activity.
AUGGUAAUCGCUGAGAUCAUAGAAAUCAUGCAUACAUCAACGAUUAUCCAUGACACGGUGCUUGAAGAUUACGAUGCUCUCGAGAAGGGCAACGCUGCUCAUCGUAUCUACGCUUCUUCGGUUGCUGGAAACAAGAUUUCGAUUCUUGCUGGGGACUUCUUGUUGUCGAGGGCAUCUGUUCUCUUGUCGUCGCUGAGAAACACAGCUAUCGUGGAGAUCAUGGCGAGCGCGCUGGAGGCCAUCAUGAAAGGACAGAUGCAGCUGCACCGUCCUGUCACCCAGAAGUUUGGCAUGGAGACCUACCAGAAGAAUCUUGCGACACGUACAGGCAACUUGCUUGCCUCGGGCUGUCAGUGUGUUGCUCUUGUUGCAGGCUAUGAGAGGGGAUCAGAGGUUGCGAAGGCAGCAUUUGACUACGGUAUGCACAUCGGGAUUGCUUAUCAGAUGAUGAAGGACUUGAAAAUCACUGAGAAGAACUACGAGAAGCUUCUGCUAAAGAUGAAACAGUGCCUGGAUGGUGGAGAAUGCCCUCCAUUUGACCCCUACGAGCUCAAUGAGCCUCUGCAGAGGGCUGGAGCGCUGAUGUUUGCAAUCGAUGCUGAGCCAGAGCUGGAAAAGUAUGCGCGGGAUGGGUUUGACAACAUUGACUCUCUAUUGAUGGUUCGAGAGAAGAUUGUCGAAUUCAAGGCGGUCGAGGGUGUUCAGAAGUGCGCUGAGAAGCACGUGGAGGAAGCUAUCCAAGCUCUUUCUAUUCUUCCUCAGAGCGAGCAUAUUGCCGCGCUUCAGAACCUAGCCUACAUGCUUGUCGAGCCCAGCCAAUAUCGUAUUCAGCGAGCAAGCUACGAUUCGAAAGGAGCUCUCAUAGCACGAGGAAAGGCAACGGAGAAGUCAGGAACUCAGGUUGUGCAGUUGCUCAGGUCUGCUCGCCAGGGAGCACGCCUUGGAUUGUUCAGCAUGGGGGAGCAUGUGAAAGGAACUAUCGAUCGCAUGUCAGAACGUAUUAGGAGAGCGGGCAAACAGAAAGACGGGGAGAACAAGUGA